This is a messenger RNA of Hyla sarda, 5618 nucleotides long. RefSeq names its product RPA1 related single stranded DNA binding protein, X-linked (gene RADX). Gene Ontology annotation, biological process: regulation of DNA repair. Gene Ontology annotation, cellular component: replication fork. The record is from RefSeq and is a predicted model, not a curated record. The coding region runs from base 1807 to 4287 and encodes 826 amino acids. NCBI's taxonomy places the organism in Eukaryota, Metazoa, Chordata, Amphibia, Anura, Hylidae. Gene Ontology annotation, molecular function: single-stranded DNA binding. The transcript has 14 exons.
UGGUCGCAAGACUGUUUAUCACAGGGUACCUGCAAAAUAAACAGUCUUGCAACCAGUAACUUGACAGUAAUGACAGAUUCGGGCACUGGAAACUUGAUACUGAUGAUCAGUGGUGGUUGUGGAGCCUAUGAUACAGCAUCGCUUUGCAAAUGACUGCCAGAGAUGGGCGCAGCAGCCGGGACCUCCAAGAUGGCUGCGCCCGGGGAACUUCCUGUCUAGGUCUGGUCAGCAAAAUCUUCCCCUGUGCAACACAGGGCGGCCCUAUGGUUCCUCCUCGCUUGAUUGAAGAGGCGUCACCGCUGGGGACUGACGUGGGCGGAGCUGCGACCGCAGGAAAAACUGGAGCAGAUUAACUCUUUCAAGUACAGAAUCUAUACAGUUCACAAUGGCAGAUAACAGUCUUUUCUUCACCUCCCCCUCUUUUUCACAAGUGCCUCAGAUUAAACAAUUUUUACUGACAAAGUCCCGUACACUUUCUGGUGCAAACUUUGUUUCCAUCGGCAUGCGAAUUUUACACUGCUAUACUGGACACAGUUCAGACAGGGGGGGUACUUUAGGCAUAAGGCGCACACCCGUAUCCUGUUCGUAGGAUGCCAAAAGUUGAGGUGAGGGUGCGAUGAGGGCGGACAGAAUUACCCUAGGGGCAGAUGGGAUUAACCCUUUGUGUUCGUGACGCCAGAGUGUGUUUUAUCCUCUACACUAUCCGAAGGAAUAUUGCUGGAUCCUUGGCUAGGCACCGGGGUAAAUAAUGACUCAGACGCCAAGUUACGGAACAACGGCAGCUUUACUGAGUCAGGCAGGUGUAACAGUCUAUACAUCUUGGCUAGGUCCACAGAGGUGACCAGUGACUUCAGAGACCUUAAGGCUUUCUGGGACUUGUAGUGGACUUGGACAAUUUGGAUGCAGGCCAGACAGACUAUGACUGACUUCAUCCCUUCUGUAGCUUACCAGGCUUUGACUUGACCUGUGGGACUAUGGACUCAAGAGUCUGUGGCUGCUUGACUGACUUCAGGCCUCCUCUGGUCUCCGAAUACACACAACUAGGACUUGACCUCACUACAACUUGGCAUACAAGAGAGAGAGCAGAGGCUCCACCCAGGGCUUAUAUGGGGGAGACUCUGAGGGGUCCCAUAGAUCAUCCUUAGGUCACAUGGUCACUCAUACCUCACUGGGUUUCAAUCACAUGACAACGGGUUAGUCACAUGUCAACUGUUCUUAAAGGCAUAACACUUUUUAUAUACAAUACACAGCAUUACAUAGGCAAAGAAGUACAGGAACAGGUGCAAGGGGUCUUAGGGAUGACUGGAUGGAGUCUGCCUGACAGGGCAGCUAGGGUACAGUGGAGCAACUCCUGUAUCAGGCCACCACGAGGGCAUGCUGGGAGUUGUAGUUUUGCAACUUGGAUGGGAAACAUUGGGCUAGGUGCUGACGGUUAUCAGGGCAUGCUGGGAGUUGUAGUCUUACAACAGCAUGAAAACCACAGAUUGAGGAAUAUAAAGUGCAUUGUCCAUGACGUCACGCCAGUUCCUAUACAUUAUAUUCCGGCACCAUGUCCUGUAUCUGUUAUUGAUGACGUCUGUCUAGUAUCUGGGUGCAGGGAGAUGUUUGGCCCGCCCCACACGAGCUCUCCUCCUUCGCAGCACAAUCUGCAGGUGUCUGUCACCCAGGGCUGAGCGCUGUUUGGCCCAUCCAUUUUCCGUACUAUUUUCAAAUGUAGCCAGUGUACGUCACUCGGCGGAGCGGAUUGCGGCCGUUCCAGGCUGGCUGCUUCAUCACUCAGCUUUAUGUGUACGGGGCAGGGAGGACAUGCACGACCCGCUCUCCGAGUUCGAUGAGGGGAGCCCCGGCCCUUCCACCAGGCGGUCCCCAAGUCCACCGGCCGGGCAGGCCUCGGGCUCCUGGCUGCAGCGCACCCGGGAACAGCUGACCGUGAGGCUGCGGGUGGCGGUGCGGGAGCCGGUGCCGGUAACAGUGCUGGCAGUGCAGCGAUACCUGGGGGACAGCUCCGGCUAUAGUUAUGAUGUCACCCUAUGGGACGGAGCGGAGCAGGACACCUGGCUGCUGUCCCCGGAGCUCGGGCACCUGGUGCGGGAGAACAGGUUGCGCUGUGGGCGCUCGGUGCUCGUCCUCCGCUGCUCGUACCGCUACCUGGAGAAGAAGCUGGGCAGCGGGCUGGUGUGUGUGGAGGAGCUGGAGCUGGGGGACCACGAGCAGACCCCCGAGGAUAGGCACACCAGGACGGGACCGGAUAGCCCUCUCUCCGGGGACAGGAAGCACUACCUGCCGCUGUGGAACAACGAGGACCCGUACGGUGACAUAUGGAGGAGGCGAGGGCCGGGGCAUGACGUCACUGUGGACGUCGGCAAAGUCUGCUCACUACAGAAGCUGGAGAUGAUCGGGCUGUCAAAAGUCACCUUACCUCCCCUCCUUGUACGGGUCAUGCACAAAGGCAGACUCCGAUAUUUUGGCAAAGCAGAGAAGAAAUUUGACUACCCUUACCAAGCUUAUUUUGAAGUUGCCGAUCACUCUGGUAUGAUGUCUCUUGUACUUUGGAAUUUUAUCUGUCCAGAAUGGUACAAUACGCUCCAGGUUGGCAAUGUAGUCUUACUGCAGCAGUAUGCUGUAAAGAAGAGUUAUGUCUACAGAACACGUCCAACUCCAGGGAACCCGCAGGUGAAGAGACUGCCUUCCCUUGAAAUAAGCUUGAAUGCCAGAGAUCCUCCAUCCAAAAUUACCAUUCUGCCUGAAAGUAAUGUGAAGCCUGAGUGGAAUCUGCCAGCUGUGAAAUAUCAGUUUGCCACAAGAUUAGAAUUCAGUGACCUACCUCAGAACAGAAUCUGUGACGUUAUAGGACUUGUAAUUUAUGUUGGAAGAUGUGAAAGACUACGAAAAAGAGAUGAAUUUGAAGACUUCUGGAUAUAUCGAUGGGUUAAAAUGAUUGAUGGGACUUCAGACCAGUCAUUUCUACUAGAAAUUUUUGCAACCUCUCAGCCGGAUAUAUUUAAAAAUAUUUAUCCAAUGUCUUAUUUGGUGUGCACUCAAAUGCGUGUUAUGCAAGAAUAUCCAGAGGACAGCUCCUACAAAGCUUAUCUUACAACUACCAAUGAAAGUCAGGUGUUCAUAAAUGGUUAUCAUAAAGGGCAACCAUAUACAAGUGAUGAGAAAGUAAAGAGCUACAUAAAAUGGAUGAAGACUCAACAUGAAGCUGAAAUUGGGAAGAAAAUGACAAUUGGAGGCUAUCAUCCCUAUCCACCAACACCAUCAACCUUUGCCAAGUUCUGUAAUGAUAGAAAAAAAGAAAUAUUAACCACAAUCAGGGAACUAAAAGCAAUGAUUGAGCAGCUCCAUUACAGGGAACACAAGCGUGUUGCUGUUCAGGGUAUCAUUGCUGCUUGUGUAUUUGUUGAGAAUACCUCGAAAAUGAAAAUGGAACUUGACUCUUUUCAGAAACCUAAUGUGCUGAAUAUCGUAAGCACGGAACCCGGCUGUGAGGAGCAAGUCCCAUGCAGGGUCCCUGCAGUAGCGGACCAGUCUGGAAGCCAUUCAAAAAGAUGUGCAGAACUGCUUACACCUCAGACGAAAGCCUAUAACCUGAUAAAGAGAAGGAAAAAGCCAGACUCAGGAGUAGGCCAUACAGUUUCCGAUCCAGAGAAUGCUCCAGUCAUGCAUCCCUUGGGCGGAGAUGUGAACUCCAGGUCUCAAGGGUCACCAAAUUUUGAAGAUGAAAGGGCUGGAAGCUGGGUUACAGAAAGUGAUGACACCUCAUAUCACAGAUUAUCCUGGGAGAAUCCCCUGUGGUCUGAGGUCAAGCUCAGUGUAAAGGAACAUCUAUACUAUAGCAAAUUAUAUCCAGAAAGCAUGACUCAAAAGUUUAACUACAGGCAGAGAGACGGUCUGAUGCAGCUAUAUAACCUUCAUCCAGCAAAAUGGACAGACCUAACAAGAGAUCUCCCCAGCUUUACCAGUGCCACCAUGCUUGGCCACUACGAACUGACAAUACUUGGUAUAAAUCAGAACAUAGCAAUAGAUGUAUCUUUACCAGUGUCUGACAACUUCAGUGUAUUUGGUGUGAAUAAUCUGCCUAAUCCUCUCCAAUCUGCUGGAGCAAGUAAUAAUGAAGAAAUCCAAGACUGCCAUUGGUAUUCCCUUAAAGGUGAGCUUGAGGAAUAUGCAAGAAAAAGGAACAAACAUGUCAUCUGCAUCUUGGACGUAUGUCACCUAGGAGAAGACAGAGUGGAAGUUUGUUUAAACAGAGUGUAUAGUCCGACCGUAGACGGUACCGAUUAAAUUCUGCAGUGUUACAUGGAUUUGUAUUUUUUUCUAAUGCACUUUGUCAUUUAUCAGACAAUUUGAAGGCACGAUAAAUGACUUUUUUAUUGUAAGGUAUUUUUUGAUCUAUUUAAGAAUAUUGUUUUUAAACAAUGAUUUCAUACUGUCUUUCAAUAUAUAUUUAAAAUGUUCUUGUUUUUUGUUUCUUAAAGAUCAUUUUUUUUUUAGUAUGUAGCUGACAGUAGGCUGCAUACACAAACACACAACGUGUGUUGCAUAUUCUAAAAAAGUAAAGUUUUUUUUCCAGUAUUAAAAUAUGUAAAUUAUGAUGUAAUUUAUUACUACCUUUUUAAGGUUUAAGUGCAUCACGAUAAUUAAAGUGAAAUUUCAUUUAAGGCAAUGCUUAGCCAUUCUGUGGUAUCUCAAGAAUAAAGGUACUGUGCAAUAAAUAAAAUUAGCUGGAAAUUGCCUUGAAGAAAUUAUGCACUUGCUUACUGAUAUUGUCUGAGCCGCACUACCUGCAGACAGAUGUGUCUAGCAUGCUUGACUAGCCUCGUGUCCCCCUCAGCUCCCUUCUGCCUCCCUCUGAUCCCUCGAUCAUCUUCUUCUUCUGUCCUCCUGCUGCCAAAAUAAGUGCUUGUAGCAGGAGCAAUCACUGGCCGUAUCCACGUUUCCUCAUCACAUUGUCAGGAGGGCUGCAGAUGGGACCCUGCUCACCUUAUCCACGCAUACCAUUGUUGUGUGUGAGUCCACACAACCAUCUGCGGUAAGGGCCCACAUCUUUCCUUUUGUGUGGAUUGCUCCCCAGUGGUAAUACGCUAUGGAGCACUCGUCCAUUCUCUUUUUUUAGAUAUCCACGUUUCAUCUUGGCCAGUGCUUGGCUUGGCAGUCAGCUCCUGCAACAAGCACUUGUCUUGGAAGGAAAGACAUAGUGUGGGGGCUGGACAGACUGUCAUUUUUUUAAAUUUUUCUCCCUAUGUCUCCUCCAAACAAUUAGCCCCAAACAUCCCUCUCCCCCCAGCAUAUACAUUUAUUUUUCUUUUAAAUAAAGGCUGGAAUAGCCUUUUCACACUAGGCCUUAAAGAAAACAUAACUUGUCAUUUGGAUAUUUGUGUGUAUUUAUUAGACACUAAAAAAUAUAUAUAAUCACUGUAUUGCUAUAAAUUGAAAUGUUAUUACAUUACCAAAUGCUGCUGCCUUUGUAUUUAUAUGUAUUUAAUGUAUUUUUUUUAUUUUUUUUAUAUAUAUAUAUGAAUUUCAUCUCUGACAUUAAAUGCUGUCUUUUUUAUCUUUUUCUAUUCACUUAUGAGCCUAAUAAAGAGUUUGUAGACUGCUGGUAAUAAACAAUG